GUAGAUUGGGCUGUUAAGGUGCUCAACAAGAUGAGAGAAAAUGGGUGUUUGCCCAACAUUACGACAUAUAAUGAGUUAUUGGCCGGAUGGUCUGUUCAAGGUGAACAGAUUCGAAGAAGCAUUUGGACUUGUCAGGGAGAUAGAUGAAAAGGGACUGAAACUGAAUUUGGUAACAUACAACACCAUUUUGAAUGGUUUUUGUCGCACUGGGAUGACCAACGAGGCUAUGCAGGUUUUUAGCAACAUGCUAACAAGGGGAACAAAGCCUGAUGCCAUUACAUAUAACAUACUGAUAUAUUUCUAUUGCAAGCAAGGCAGGAUAAAGACUGCUAUUCAGCUUUUCAACAGUACUGGUGCAGCAAAGGAGUGGUGCCCGGAUGUAAUAGCUUACACUAGUCUUCUAAGUGUGAUUUGUAACUCGGUAGGUCUAGACCAGGCCAUGGUUUAUCUUGAUAAGAUGAUAAGGGAAGGUAUCUACCCCAACAUUGGCACAUGGAAGCCAAUCUACAUACUGGAUGAUAUUCUUCGUGAAGGUUCUUCGUGAAAGAUAAGAACCAUGAUCUCCGAUUUUAUUGUA
Messenger RNA from Rosa chinensis, 577 nucleotides. Its product is annotated as pentatricopeptide repeat-containing protein At3g48810-like. NCBI's taxonomy places the organism in Eukaryota, Viridiplantae, Streptophyta, Magnoliopsida, Rosales, Rosaceae. The record is from RefSeq and is a predicted model, not a curated record. The coding region runs from base 41 to 544 and encodes 167 amino acids. Gene Ontology annotation, molecular function: protein binding. The transcript has a single exon.